AAAUUUGAAUACAGAUUUCGUUAAUUGAAAUUCGCGGCUGGCCAUGCUCGGGCUGAUCGUUCGCGGCGUGUUCCUCGUCGGUAUACUCACCUGGUACAGUACCAGUGUGUGGAAAAUUAUCGACGGCUACUUCAGGGAUCAAUUCCGCAGCUACCUGGAGGAGGAGUAUCGAAAGAAUCCGCGAAUGAGAACGGACGUGCAGAGCGGCUCGGCCGAUAACAGCGAGCCCUCGCUGACCGACUCGACGACUGCGCCACCGCGAGAGAUACUCGAAGCUGCGGAGACGGCAGCGCGCGCGGUCGAGGCUGCAGAGAACGAUUCCACGUCGGGGACGAGCGACGAGGAACGGAUGACAGGUGGCACCAGUGAAAACGAGGCCAAUGCAGGGGGAUCGGCCGAUAAAAAUGCAUUCCUGGGAACUGUCGCGGAAUCGAGGCCCGCGGAAAGGAGGAAGCUGCUGCCCGAGAGCGGGCAGAAGGAUUCUCGGCAGCUUAUUAAUGACGACGACCGUGACCUCGAGGAGAAGGAGCGUGGUCGUCGGUCAGUCUCACAGGCGUCUAAGGGCACGGCCAGAAAGACGAAACGCGGCAGGAGGCUGCCCGUCCCUAGGGACAUUUCACGCGAGAGGCCAGAGCUGCCGAAAAGGCGGAACGUGAGGACGGUGACGUUCACCGAGAGGGAUUUCAAGUCGGUGAUCAGGGACUACGUUUCUAACGACGAUUUCUGGGAGUUCGAGGAGGACGCGGACGAGAAGGAACCGCUGGAGGGCAUUUUGGUGUCCGAGCUGCCGUUCAAGCCAAGAGCGGACAUAGGGGAUUUGGACAGGGUCACCGAGGACGAAUACUGUCCCUUGAGCUUGGAAGACGAGGCGUCCUGCGGCGAGACGUUCAAGUGGCCUUGAAAAUUCGAAAUAAGUCGAUAAAUUGUAGAGUAGUGGAAUAUAAAGAAUUUCGGCGGAGAGAAGAUCGGUCGUUUCGCGAUUCGCCCGAUUCGUCGCGCCGUUUCAAAGGAAUCGGUUUCUCAUCCGGAAUCUUUAAUUUUGACAAUUGAACGGCAGCUGCGAAAAUAUGCAGCCUUCGAUUAUUUACGCAAGCAUUAGGUCUUGUGACUGUGAGUCGUUGAAAAUAAAAAUAUAUACUCUCUUCGAAUGCCUGAUUGAAUUCUGCGAAUACCUCUUAUUCA
This is a messenger RNA of Frieseomelitta varia, 1182 nucleotides long. RefSeq lists its product as uncharacterized. The record is from RefSeq and is a predicted model, not a curated record. The transcript has a single exon. Bases 44 to 901 code for a protein of 285 amino acids. NCBI's taxonomy places the organism in Eukaryota, Metazoa, Arthropoda, Insecta, Hymenoptera, Apidae.